Messenger RNA from Menidia menidia (Atlantic silverside), 822 nucleotides. The record is from the annotation of a GenBank genome assembly. NCBI's taxonomy places the organism in Eukaryota, Metazoa, Chordata, Actinopteri, Atheriniformes, Atherinopsidae.
AUGGACUAUCUAAUUAGGGAGAGGCUUGAGAGUCCCCCGGGCUUCUGUGGGACCAUGUCUGCGUUUCGUCCCAAUCAUCCUUUUGAGACGCCGGUUGUGUUUGUGCGCUGUCCUUUUGUGAGUGUGGACGAUAAGUUCAACACCUACGUGACGCUGAAGGUGCAGAAUGUUAAAAGCACGACCAUCACCGUGCGCGGGGAGCAGCCCUGCUGGGAGCAAGAUUUCAUGUUUGAGAUCAACCGGCUGGACCUGGGUCUCAUUGUUGAGGUUUGGAACAAAGGCCUCAUCUGGGACACCAUGGUGGGCACUUCCUGGAUUCCUCUUAAAAAUGUCCGGCAGUCUGAGGAGGAGGGCUCGGGUGAGUGGAUUUUCCUGGAUGCUGAAGUCCUGAUGAAAGCAGAUGAGAUAUAUGGCACCAAGAACCCCACGCCUCAUCGACUGCUAUUGGACACUCGCUUUGAGCUUCCUUUUGAUAUCCCAGAUGAUGAGGCACAGUAUUGGACAGGCAGGCUCGAGCGUAUCAACACCAUGGGAAUCCAUGAUGAGUAUCAUCUCCAGGACGAUAACCAGAGUGGUCCACUGCCGUUUGCACCCUCCCAGUGCUCUUUGGAUGACCAGGACAGUGCUGUAGAUGAUCGGGACAGCGACUACCGCAGUGAGACCAGCAAUAGUUUACCUCCCCGCUACCACACGACGGCUCAGCCAAACUCGUCCAUGCAUCAGUACCCCAUGGGGCCUCGGCCCCAGCACCACCAAGACUGUUGCACUGAUUCCAUCAACAGCUUUGACCUGGACUAUAGAGACCAAAGGGGCAGCAGGUAG